CAAUAUUUGUGUUGUUUGAGUAGCAGAGAAUAUAAGAAAGACACUUUCCUAGCAAAGUCUCUGGAUUUUGGUGAUGGAUAAGUUUUGCAUAAGAUGCUCUGAACCGCUUCUGUCUCUUACACUCUCCAUUUUUGGAAGGACUGCAAAUCCUUUCGUACCCAUGAACCACUCGAGUUUUGACAUUUCAGAAGCACAAGUCAUUGAUAAUUACAGUUCUUGGUUUAAUAGCAAAAAUGGUUUUACUGGCACUGGUGAAGAAUCGGCUUCCUUGUUCCAUAUGCCCCACCUUUAUCCCGUUCCCGAUCUACCAUAAGACAGCUUAUCAGGUACAGCAUGGGAAGCUUUCUGAAUAUGAUUCUUGCUUUAGGGGCUACUGGGGAGACGAUCUCUUCUCUUGUAAGUACGCUACAGAUGAUGAUGAUGAUGAUGAUGGAUGCAAUGACACCAGGGCAAGGACCAAACACGAAGACUCAAACCAAAGUGAAGACCAGUACCGAAGUUAUACCAGUUACUGUGAGGGUGAAUUUGGUCAGCCUGACUGUAAUUAUUAUAACCCUUGGUCUUACAAACUAUUUUGUGAAGAUGAUGAUUCCGACAGCCAGUAUAAUGGAGAUGAAACAAGUUCCACAUAUGGCCACCACAUGGACGACGUGGGACUUUUCAAAGGUAUCUUUGGUUCUUUCCCUUGUUUACGACAAUAUGCAGGGAUAAACCAGUGAACACAGUAGAAACUUUACCAGCAAGUAAGCAUGCAACUCUGUUCUAUGAUUGUUUGCACCACUUACCAUUAAUAGAUUCAGUUUUAGUAGUUUAAUCUUAAUCUUGGUUGUAACAAAAGCUGGUGCUUCCGAAAUUUAAUCAUAUCAAAGAAGAAAAACAUGUAGGUUACAUAUAUUUUACAACUUCUCAUAGCAAAAGAGAAGUGAGAAUUAUUGAAAA
This is a messenger RNA of Gossypium raimondii (Peruvian cotton), 939 nucleotides long. RefSeq lists its product as uncharacterized. Bases 234 to 719 code for a protein of 161 amino acids. The transcript has 2 exons. The record is from RefSeq and is a predicted model, not a curated record. Lineage: Eukaryota; Viridiplantae; Streptophyta; Magnoliopsida; Malvales; Malvaceae.